This is a messenger RNA of Talaromyces amestolkiae, 1641 nucleotides long. RefSeq lists its product as uncharacterized. Gene Ontology annotation, molecular function: protein binding. The record is from RefSeq and is a predicted model, not a curated record. Gene Ontology annotation, cellular component: nuclear pre-replicative complex. Gene Ontology annotation, biological process: rRNA processing; DNA-templated DNA replication. The coding region runs from base 1 to 1641 and encodes 546 amino acids. Lineage: Eukaryota; Fungi; Ascomycota; Eurotiomycetes; Eurotiales; Trichocomaceae. The transcript has 3 exons.
AUGCUGUCAGAAACUCUCAUAGCCUCCUUGAUAGGCUCAACAAAAGUCCAAACGUCGUCUACCCUCAAAGACGCCGGAAUAUGUCUGCAGGAUUUGCAGCCUACUUCCGCUCUCCGCACCACAUUCAAAAAGAGCUCCACUCCUCCUAACGGUCUCGCUGUCACCCCGACUCAUAUAUUCGCUGCGCAAGUCGAUAAGUCUGUAAUUCAUGUAUAUAACCGACAAAAGGGAAAUCAAGAAGCGGCUGUUCCGUUUCCCGAACGAAUUCGUAGUCUGGCCGUGGCUGGUGGACACAAUGGCGAGGUCUUGAUUUUAGGCACAGACGGCGGACGAUUGAUUCUGUGGGAGACAUGUACCGGACGUCAAGUGUCGACCACUCCCUCUCACCUCCAACCCGUGACCUCACUCGUUGUUGAUCCCACAUCUAAUUUCAUUCUUUCUGGCUCCGCCGACGCCAACGUCCACAUAUGGUCCAUCCCACAACUGUUAUCUUUUUCGCGGCCAGUAUCGACAGGACAAGAUCAAAAAGCUCCGAACUCUCCUAUACGAACAUUUGGCAAUCAUAGAACGGCAAUCACAGCGCUUGCUGUUGGACAUGGCACGGGGCGCAGUAAUAUCGCUAUAUCCGCAGCUCAGGAUAGCACGGCAGUAAUUUGGGAAUAUACAACCGGAAAGGUUUUACCGGAUCGAGCAUGUUAUAUCGGCUACGAGUCCGGCAACGUUCAACGAAUCGACUUUUACGAAACAACCUCAGCACAGCACCCUCUAUAUGACCAGCGACUUCAGAACACCCCAUCACAGUUGAAUGCGGACCAACAAUGGACAGUUCCGUCAGCAGAUAAGGGUGCCGCAACUACCCUAGCUUUAUCUUAUGAUGGCAUGACUUUGUACUCGGGGCAUCCGAACGGCUCUAUUUUGGCAUGGGACGUGGCGCGCGCCAAAUUCUCGACGACUAUAGCUGAUUAUAUGAGCCCGGUGACCAAUAUACAUAUGCUUCUUCCUUCGGGGUUCCCUACCCAAACAUUUAAUGACUCCUCUCGGUUUACGAUCCCAGUCAUUAUCAAACCACGAUACGAACCAAACAUAUCAGACAGGUCUGUUGGGGAUGGUUCAAUUCCGUACAGCUACUCCCUGAAUGUUCAACUUGUUUCACCAGCUAUCAAGUCGGAUAUUUUCUCCGAAGCCCUGACACAUCCUGUUUUCCCAACGUCUCUACUAGAGGAAGGCCUUGCCGAGCUAGCAGCUCUUAAGGAUGGCCAAGCCGUAUGUGAAGCUGCCCCGUCAAAUGGCCGCUCAACCACAUCAACUGCCAUCGAAUCCUCACAAUUAACCGCCAUGCAAGAAGAAAUCGCAAACCUCAAAAAACAACUCUCAAUCAACGAAGCCGCACGACGUGCAGACGCCGACGAAACCAUGAAACUCAAAACAAACAUACGUGAAUUGCAAGAAUCAAACACCAGAUAUCAACAAUUGAAAACGAAAUAUGACAAGCUCAAAGUUGUGGCGCGCGCGGACAAGGAAGACCGUGCUCUCGAGCGGCGUAAAGCUUGGUUUGAGAGUGAAAAAGCCGGUAAAAAUGGGGAUGCGGCUUUACGGAAAGCUCGAGUGGCUGACAAGGACUCAGAUGAGAUGAGUGAAUAG